AUGGUGUCGGUAUGGGAUUUUUUUGUCUUUUCUGUGCAUUCAGAUUGUCGACACAGGCGCUCAGCCUGGUUCUACGCGGCCCUGGCCCUGGGAGUCCUUGUGCUCGUCCUGCUAGGCAUCAUAGCUGUACUAGCCAAGCAAUUUUUGAAGGACAGAGCAGGAAAAUCAGAAAGUUUGCCUCACUAUCUAAAUAACACCGGCAAUCAUAUUUCUUCAGAGAAGACGGUCUUGGCUGUGCCCCUGAAAUGGCUCGUGGAGGAACUGUGUGAAGACGGACGGCGUGAGGAAAGAAUAUGUGAGCUGUGUCCUCCUGGGUGGCAACUACACAGGAGCAGAUGUUACUACUUCUCUGAGGACGCUGUAAGCUGGCAUGACAGCGAGAGAAACUGUCUGGCCAGGAAAUCCCAGCUUCUUGACAUUGAAGAUGAAAUUGAGAUGGAAUUUAUAGACAAUAAAGAGAAAGAUACCAAAUAUAUCUGGAUUGGGACAAAGAUUGAAGACAUAAAGAUACAAUGGACUUCAGCUGAAGAUCCUGGAGUAAAAGAAAACAG
Balearica regulorum gibbericeps (East African grey crowned-crane) is the source of this 551-nucleotide messenger RNA. Lineage: Eukaryota; Metazoa; Chordata; Aves; Gruiformes; Gruidae. The record is from RefSeq and is a predicted model, not a curated record.